AUGUCUGUCGAGGUUUCAACCCUACCACCCUAUCCCCUCCACGAGUCGGUUAGGGACAAAUUGAGCCCCGAAUAUGUGGCUUUCUACAACCAAUACAUCAUCAACAACCAGCAAGUCCACUACCAGCCCGUGGAAGCUUCGCGCACGAGUGGAACGCUGAUUCCAGGAGGCGGCCCACUGCUCACUGUUGGUCAAACCGAGGACAUCUCUAUUCCACGACGAGCAAGUUCUGGACCCGACGUCAAGGUCCGCUGCUUCACCCCAGCUGGGGGGAAACCGCACGAUGGAUGGCCAGUUCUGUUGUAUUUCCACGGUGGCGGAUGGGUUCUCGGGACAAUUGAUACCGAAAACACCGUUUGCACCAACAUCUGUGUGCGCGCAAACUGCGUUGUCAUUACUGUUGAUUAUCGCCUCGCACCAGAACAUCCCUGGCCCGCCGCGGUACACGAUAGCUGGGAAGCAUUCCAAUGGCUCGUUUCCGAUGGAGCUUCCAAGCUCUCCAUCAACCUAUCCAAUAUGGCCAUAGGUGGAUCGUCGGCCGGUGGUAAUCUUUCAGCUAUCGUGUCCCAGAAAGCCCUCGCAUUGUCGCCACCCGUCCUUUUCAAGUCUCAGGUGCUCUCGGUUCCUGUCACCGACAACACAGCAUUGGUCAGCAACAAUCAAUCAUACGCGUUGUACGAGCAGACGGCCGCUCUACCGGCAGAGAAGAUGCUCUGGUAUCGGAAGCACUAUCUGCCCAGUGAAUCCGACUGGGCGCAUCCGGAAGCAAGCCCCUUGUUCUACCAAGGCAACUGGUCACAACUCCCACCAGCAUUGAUUCUAGUUGCGGAGUUGGAUGUUCUUCGUGCGGAGGGGGAAGAGUAUGGGGAGAAGUUACGCGCUGCUGGGGUACCUGUGGAUCUACAUGUUAUGGCGGGAAUGCCGCAUCCUUUCCUCGCAAUGGAUGGCGUGCUGGGGGAGGGCAAGAGGGCUAUUACUUUGAUGUGCGACACGCUGCACGAGGCGUUUUGGAAGAAAUGA
Messenger RNA from Penicillium subrubescens, 1020 nucleotides. RefSeq names its product alpha/beta hydrolase. Gene Ontology annotation, molecular function: hydrolase activity. The transcript has 2 exons. Lineage: Eukaryota; Fungi; Ascomycota; Eurotiomycetes; Eurotiales; Aspergillaceae. The record is from RefSeq and is a predicted model, not a curated record. The coding region runs from base 1 to 1020 and encodes 339 amino acids.